This is a messenger RNA of Papilio polytes (common Mormon), 988 nucleotides long. It is a transcript of the gene Cypa, whose product is annotated as peptidyl-prolyl cis-trans isomerase-like. Gene Ontology annotation, biological process: protein peptidyl-prolyl isomerization; protein folding. Bases 98 to 595 code for a protein of 165 amino acids. The transcript is spliced from 2 exons. NCBI's taxonomy places the organism in Eukaryota, Metazoa, Arthropoda, Insecta, Lepidoptera, Papilionidae. The record is from RefSeq and is a predicted model, not a curated record. Gene Ontology annotation, molecular function: peptidyl-prolyl cis-trans isomerase activity.
AUGAAAGAAUUAAUUUCCGGCCGGCAUUGUCGAGAGAAGCUUCGUCAUUGCGCUUUGAUUCUAGAAGUUUUUCAAGCUAUUUGCAGGGUUUUGCAAAAUGUCCUUACCACGUGUUUACUUCGAUGUAGUUGCCGAUGGUGCUGUUUUAGGAAGAAUUGUUGUAGAGUUAAGGACAGAUGUUACUCCUAAGACAUGUGAAAACUUCCGCGCUCUUUGUACUGGCGAAAAGGGCUUCGGUUACAAGGGCUCCACUUUCCACCGAGUGAUCCCCAACUUCAUGUUGCAAGGUGGUGACUUUACAAACCACAAUGGCACUGGUGGAAAGUCCAUCUACGGUGAGAAGUUCGCUGAUGAGAACUUCGUCCUGAAGCACACCGGCCCUGGUGUACUCUCGAUGGCUAAUGCUGGCCCCAACACCAACGGGUCUCAAUUCUUCAUCACUACUGUGAAGACAUCCUGGUUGGAUGGGCGACACGUCGUCUUCGGAAACGUGGUUGAGGGCAUGGAAGUUGUCAAGCAAGUUGAGAGCCUCGGUUCCCAAUCUGGCAAACCCUCUAAGAAAGUUAUCAUCGCUGACUGUGGCCAGCUUUGCUAAGCUAAUUGAAUGUAAUAUUUAAAAAUGCAAUAUUUUAAGUUCUAACAUAAUGUCACUCAACUACCUUUCCAUUCAUGAAGAUUUUACAUUUAAAUAUGGGUCAUUCCAAUGUUAUAAAUUUAUAACUAUUUUUUAGGUCGCAAACUAGUAAUUGCAUUUAUUUCUGCAUUGUAUAUUCAUAAUAAAUUAACUUAUAUACUUGUUUGCAUUUUCAAUGUGUGUAAUAACCAUGAAAUUUAAUGGAGAAUUGUUUCCUAAGUUAUGAGACUGCCUAUUAUUGCUAAAUGCUUGUAUUUUGUACUUGUUACUCUCGAUUGCUGUGUAAUGCUAGAAGUAGUGUAAAACAUCAUUACAAAAGUACUCACAUUUAUUGAAAUAAAGGUAGUUCAUAUA